CGCACGCACCCGCCGGCGGCGAGCCGAAGCCCUCCGCGCCACCGCACCCCCGCCCCGCACGCCCACCGCCAGGAGGAUGGGCUGCGGGCGGCGGCGCGGCAGCCCCUGAGCUCCCCAAAGCCACGGAAACAAAGGGAGCGAGCAGCGGCAGCACCGGGCCGGGGUGGAUGCAAGCAACCAUGAAAGGCUGGGUCUCCGCCUCCUCCGCUGCUGCCAGAGAGCUGCCGGCUGCCGCUGCUCGGAGGACUACCCUGUGAAGGCGGCGGAGGAGAGGCUGGCUGGGUUCGCCGUGCAAAGGUAGAAGGUGUAAGGGAGAGGAGGAAAGAAAAUGUCUUCUUCGGUGGGGCCCCGCGGCCCUCGCCCGCCCACGGUGCCCCCGCCGAUGCAGGAGCUGCCCGACCUAAGCCACCUGACAGAGGAGGAGAGGAACAUCAUCAUGGCAGUGAUGGACCGGCAGAAAGAGGAGGAAGAAAAAGAAGAGGCCAUGCUCAAGAGGUUGCAUCAACAAUUUGAAAGCUAUAAAGAGCAAGUAAGAAAGAUAGGGGAAGAAGCCCGCCGUUACCAGGGAGAGCACAAGGAUGAUGCUCCAACAUGUGGAAUCUGUCAUAAAACAAAGUUUGCAGAUGGUUGUGGCCAUUUAUGCUCUUAUUGCCGGACCAAGUUUUGUGCUCGAUGUGGAGGUCGUGUCUCUCUGCGAUCAAACAAUGAGGACAAAGUGGUUAUGUGGGUAUGCAAUUUAUGUCGAAAGCAACAAGAAAUCCUAACGAAAUCUGGAGCGUGGUUUUUUGGAAGUGGACCACAGCCUUCACCCAGCCAGGACGGAACGCUGAGUGAUACAGCGACUGGUGGAAGAUCGGAUGCACCAAGGGAAAAGAAAGCAAGACUUCAAGAGCGAUCGAGAUCACAGACUCCCUUAAGUACAGCAGCUGCCUCAUCACAGGAAAUCUCUUCUUCCACUGUACACUCUGACCGCAGGAAAGGAGCAGAAAUAUCCCAGCCAGCUAUGGGCCCGGACCAAAAGCAAGCUUCAUCAAGAUCUAGAAGUGAACCUCCAAAAGAGAGGAAGAAGGCGGUAUUGGUUUCAGACCAGAAUGGCAAAGGUUUAAAGAGUGAACGUAAGCGUGUGCCAAAAUCCUCACUUCAAAAAGAAGGACCAACAGACGACAGGGAGCGCAAAGAGCGGCAUGAAGGCAGAAGGCUGGAGAAAGGCAAGUCACAGGACUACCCAGACUUGCCAGAGAAACUUGAGGAGGGCAAAGUGCCUGAUGAUGAAAAACAAAGGAAGGAAGAUGAAUAUCAAACUCGUUACAGGAGUGACCCCAAUCUGGCAAGAUACCCUGUAAAACCGCAUCCUGAGGAACAGCAGAUGCGCAUGCAUGCAAAAGUUUCUAAAGCACGACACGAGAGAAGACACAGUGAUGUAGCUUUGCCACACACAGAAAUGGAGGAAGCGGAGGUACCUGAGAAUAAAUUAGGAAAACGCUCACAAUUACAGGGAACUCAGGACAGAAAAUCUCUUGUGGAAACUCAGAGGUCGUACUCUAUAGACAGAACAGGUGAUGUAAGAAUUUCUGUUUCUAAACAAUUAACUAAUCAUAGCCCACCAACUCCCAGGCAUAGUCCAGUUCCUAUAGAACAUGUAGAAUACAAGAACCACGAUUCCUUUAUAAAACAGAGCCGCCUUGAUCCUAGCUCUGCUAUUCUCAUGCGAAAAGCAAAGCGGGAGAAAAUGGAGACCAUGCUAAGGAAUGAUUCCCUUAGCUCUGACCAGUCGGAAUCAGUGCGGCCAUCCCCUCCAAAGCCUCAUAGAGCAAAAAGAGGCGGAAAGAAAAGGCAGAUGUCAGUUAGUAGCUCAGAGGAAGAAGGGGCAUCAACACCAGAAUAUACUAGCUGUGAAGAUGUGGAGAUAGAAAGUGAAAGUGUCAGUGAAAAAGGUGACUUGGAUUAUUACUGGCUGGAUCCUGCCACGUGGCACAGCAGGGAGACAUCCCCUAUUAGUUCGCAUCCCGUAACGUGGCAGCCUUCCAAAGAGGGAGAUCGCUUAAUUGGGCGUGUUAUUCUUAACAAGAGAACAACUAUGCCAAAAGAAUCAGGUGCAUUACUGGGGCUAAAAGUUGUUGGAGGAAAAAUGACAGAAUUAGGUCGACUCGGUGCCUUCAUUACCAAAGUGAAGAAAGGUAGCUUGGCUGAUGUGGUGGGGCAUCUCAGAGCAGGGGAUGAAGUUCUAGAAUGGAAUGGUAAACCGUUGCCUGGAGCUACAAAUGAAGAAGUUUACAACAUUAUUUUAGAAUCAAAAUCAGAACCUCAAGUUGAAAUUAUUGUUUCAAGGCCUAUUGGUGAUAUUCCACGGAUUCCUGAGACUUCUUACCCCCCAUUAGAGUCUAGUUCGAGUUCUUUUGAAUCUCAGAAGAUGGAAAGGCCUUCUAUUUCAGUUAUAUCUCCAACCAGCCCUGGAGCCCUACGGGAUGCACCACAAGUCCUACCAGGCCAGCUGUCUGUUAAACUCUGGUAUGACAAAGUGGGACAUCAGCUAAUAGUAAAUGUUCUGCAAGCAACAGAUUUGCCACCAAGAGUAGAUGGACGCCCCAGAAAUCCCUAUGUAAAAAUGUAUUUUCUUCCAGACAGAAGUGAUAAGAGUAAAAGAAGGACCAAAACAGUAAAGAAAAGUCUAGAGCCAAAGUGGAACCAAACUUUUCUCUACUCACACGUACAUCGUAGAGAUUUUAGAGAACGAAUGCUUGAAAUAACCGUAUGGGAUCAGCCAAGAGUACAAGAAGAAGAGAGUGAAUUUCUUGGAGAGAUUCUUAUAGAGCUGGAGACAGCACUUUUAGAUGAUGAACCACAUUGGUAUAAGCUACAGACACAUGAUGAAUCUUCACUACCUCUGCCUCAGCCAUCACCUUUCAUGCCAAGAAGACAUGUUCAUGGUGGAGAAAGCACUAGCAAAAAAUUACAAAGAUCUCGGCCAAUCAGUGAUAGUGACAUCUCAGAUUAUGAUGUUGAUGAUGGUAUUGGAGUUGUUCCUCCAGGUUAUAGAUCUAGUACUAGAGAAAGUAAAUCCACAACGCUAACUGUGCCAGAGCAGCAAAGAACAACACAUCAUCGUUCACGUUCUGUGUCUCCUCACCGUGGCGACGAUCAGGGCAGGCCCCGUUCACGUUUACCAAAUGUGCCAUUACAGAGGAGUUUAGAUGAAAUUCAUCAAAUGAGAAGAUCACGUUCUCCAACUAGACACCAUGAUGCCUCCAGAACUCCAGUUGAUUAUAGGUCCAGAGAGUUGGAUAGUCAGUAUUUGUCGGAUCAAGAAAGUGAGCUUCUUAUGCUGCCCAGAGCAAAACGAGGAAGAAGUGCUGAGUGCCUACAUACCAUCAGAAGUUCUGUUAGGCACUAUAAAACAUUACCACCCAAGAUGCCUUUACUAGAAAAUGGUACUCAUUGGAACUUGUACAGUGAACUGCAGCCCUCCCUUGACAGGGCUAGGAGUGCUAGUACCAACUGCUUGAGACCAGAUACUAGUUUGCAUUCACCAGAACGAGAAAGGAGUAGAUUGUCCCCCUCCCUAGAGAGGAGACGACCUACUAGUCCCAGGAUUCAUAUCCAGCAUGCAUCUCCGGAGGAUGACAGAACAAGGACGCUGGAGUCUUGCAUUCCAAAACAGGACAGUGUAGACCACCUAAGUGCUAAACCUGGAGCAGCACAGAGGCAGUCCAGAAAAGUGGAAAGAUAUAGCAGCCAAAAACAAACUAGGAAAAGCCCCGCAACUGAAACAGAAAGGGGUCUGCUACCAUCUCUUUCUCGGAGGGGACUUCCAACCCCACGAACGACUGAACAUCCAGUCAUUAGGGGAAAACAUCACACUCGCUCAAGGUCGAGUGAGCAGUCUAGUAUCAAACCCUUAUGCUCUGUACAUCACCUAGCAUCUGGAGGGUCGGCGCCACCUUCUCCACUUCUGACAAGAACACAUCAACAAGGAAGUCCCACACAGUCUCCUCCUGCAGACACAUCCUUCAGCAGUCGUAGGGGAAGACAGCUACCGCAAGUUCCAGUAAGAAGUGGCAGUAUAGAGCAAGAGCAAGAGACUUUUAACUCUCCCACAAAAGCAAGCUUAGUAGUGGAGGAGCGAACGAGACAGAUGAAAAUGAAAGUGCACCGUUAUAAUCAGACAUCAGGGUCUGGUUCUAGCCAAGAACAUGAGCGUGAGCAAUAUACCAAGUAUAAUAUACAAACAGAUCAGUACAGAAGUUGUGAUAACGUCUCUGCCAAAUCAUCAGAUAGUGAUGUCAGUGAUGUGUCAGCCAUUUCCAGAACCAGCAGUGCCUCACGCCUCAGCAGCACAAGUUUUAUGUCAGAGCAAUCUGAGCGCCCUCGGGGCAGGAUCAGUACAUUUACUCCUAAAAUGCAAGGCAGACGGAUGGGGACUUCAGGGAGAAUCACUAAGAGCACAAGUGUGAGCGGAGAGAUGUAUAAGCUGGAGCACAUUGACGGGAGUCAGUCGGACACGGCUGUCGGCAUGGUUGGAACAGGUGGGAAGAAAAGGCGUUCCAGCUUUAGUGCCAAAGUGGUUGCCAUAGUGUCUCGAAGGAGCAGAAGCACAUCUCAGCUUAGUCAAACAGAGGGUGGCAGCAAGAAGCUAAAGAGCACAAUACAGAGAAGCACAGAAACAGGAAUGGCAGCAGAGAUGAGAAGUCGUAUGGUUCGACAGCCAAGUAGGGAAUCCACUGACGGCAGCAUAAAUAGUUAUAGUUCUGAGGGCAACUUAAUAUUUCCUGGAGUACGGCUGGGCGCUGACAGUCAGUUUAGUGAUUUCCUUGAUGGACUUGGACCUGCACAGUUAGUAGGCCGACAAACACUGGCAACCCCUGCCAUGGGUGACAUCCAGAUUGGAAUGGUAGAUAAAAAAGGCCAGUUAGAAGUAGAAGUCAUUAGAGCCCGUGGCCUCACACAAAAACCUGGCUCCAAAUCUACCCCAGCUCCAUAUGUCAAAGUGUAUUUACUGGAAAACGGAGCAUGCAUAGCUAAGAAGAAGACAAGAAUUGCAAGGAAGACCCUUGAUCCUUUGUACCAACAGACACUGGUUUUUGAAGAAAGUCCACAGGGUAAAGUCCUUCAGGUAAUAGUCUGGGGAGACUAUGGCCGAAUGGACCACAAAUGCUUCAUGGGAGUUGCCCAGAUCCUUCUGGAGGAGCUAGACCUGUCCAGUGUGGUAAUAGGCUGGUAUAAAUUAUUUCCACCUUCAUCGCUAGUGGAUCCAACAUUGACUCCCCUGACACGCAGGGCUUCCCAGUCAUCUCUGGAAAGUUCAACUGGGCCUCCCUGCAUUAGAUCGUAGUAGCAGGUGCUGUCUAAUAAAAACAUCACCCAGGAUAACAAUUGGAACCAGAUAUUCACAUAAUCAAAAAACACUGUUGGAGAGAGACAAUCACUUCUGUUUUUACUUGUAGUAGUUAUCCAAACAUAUGUCUGUUUGUUAAGAGAUAGCUUAAAUUGACAGAACAAAGGUAUAUCACAUACAGCUAAUCUCUUAGCGGCUCUCACUGAUGCUUAUAAUGAUCAAAGAAAAAAAAAAAAAGAAAAAAAGAAAAGAAAAAAGAAGGGGACUUUUAGAUUUGAUCUAAGUCAAAGAUGACCCAAACUGGAAGCUCUCACUCUGUUAACAAUGUUGCAUUUUUCACAUUUUGACAGAGCCCUCAAGCAGUGUUACCUUCCUGGUGUUUCAACAGUUUUUCUGUACUUCACUUCCACUAGUUUUUUGCCACAUGAUUCUGCUAGUUUCGUAGAAGUCCUCACAAUGCUAACAGAGACCCUUCCUUUCUUUUUCUAAACCAAACCAAAAAGGGCUGAAGCAUAUCUCUGUAAGCAUCGUUAAAGUGUUCAACAGCCACAGUUACAAUUUCAGCAAGUUCAAAUCGUUUCUCGGUUCUGGUACUUACAAGUCUCUCACACGGGAACCCAGAACAAAUGACCAAUCUGAGUUAUCUUCCUAAAAAUAAAUAAUCAUCACAGUGCCACUUUUUUCUUUGUAAAAAGCAGAUAUGUUUGCAUUAUAUAUAUAUAAUAACUUUUAUGUUUAUGAUGUUUUGCAUGGAAGAAUUUUGAAGAAUUCUGCAACUACUGCUGGGGACUGGUAUAAAGCAGCUUUAGUCUUAAUUUUGACAUUGAAUAUGUUACUGGUAAUGCAAUUUUCCUCCUAGAAAUGGAGAGGAAAUACUUACGUUUCUGUGUAUAAAUGUAUAUUUGACUUCCCAAAAUGUUGACCAGGAAUGAAUUGAGCAUAUGACACUUUCAGCUGUACCCAGGCUUCUCUGAUGUGUGUCGCUUCAGACGCACCUGUCUGCCCUGGAUAGAGCAUGGUAUGAGUUGUUCAAUGUUUCUCUGGAAAUUCCAGUUGAAAUAUUCUGCACUUACUAAUGUUUUUAUCAAAUUUUAGUUUACAUUUCUUUGAGAUUGAUGCAAGCACAAGGCUUGAUUUUUUAACGCAAGAUAUCUUACUUUUUGGAGAAAAAAAAAAAAAGUCAAAUUUCAAUUUGCUUUUUAUUCAUUUGAGUUCUUCUUGGCCUUGAAAUCCCUUGUGAUAUUCUGUAAAUGUGCGAAGAACUGCAGAUUCCUGCAGGUGCAUUGAUAUGUUUCCCCUCCUUUUACAGGCCAUUCAAUUUUGUGAUCACAAAAAUAGAGCAGCAUGACUUGGAACUGUUCAAAGCUGCAUGCACGUUUUGUAAAAAGAGAUGACAAAGGUUAUUUAAUAAUGUAUGUUAGUUCCACAUAGGCCAGCUUGUAUGUUGCAUGUACUUGUACAGUUUGCUCGUAAUUACUAUACUGAAGUAACCAAGAAAUCUAAGCCAUCCAUUUUUCUUAUAGACAUUUUGCAGGUUUUAGCCAGGCUAGGUCUGUGGGUCUGGUGCUAAAUGUCUAUAGAUGGACUUUAUUUUUUACCCUAUGGAAAACGUGAUGUAGUACGGACCAAAUUCCUUCUAAUAACUAUUUUGGUGUAGAUUCCUACUGUGGGGCUGUAACACAUGUAGAAACUGUGUACACACUAGGUUUUAAUUCAUAGACAUACUGCCUGCACCAAGUGAACUAUUUAUUAUUACUCAACACAUGGGAAUUAUUCUGCCCAUCUUUCCAUAGGGCAUAAAUUGGUUACUGCUCGACCUGCUGAGCAGGAAGAACUCAAGCAUUGGUGCACUACUACUAGAUCCUGUUCUGUCUUAGUGGCCAAACACCAACUAGUUAUAAUUCAAUAGUAUCUUUCUAUUUUGACCACUUGUCUUAACACUCCCCUGUGCUUUUAAAUGAACUUCCAACUCAUGUUAUGUAAACAUGUUUAAUAAAAUUUCCUUUUCAUGUC
Myiozetetes cayanensis is the source of this 7345-nucleotide messenger RNA. RefSeq names its product regulating synaptic membrane exocytosis 1 (gene RIMS1). Lineage: Eukaryota; Metazoa; Chordata; Aves; Passeriformes; Tyrannidae. Gene Ontology annotation, cellular component: presynaptic membrane; cytoskeleton of presynaptic active zone. The record is from RefSeq and is a predicted model, not a curated record. Gene Ontology annotation, molecular function: transmembrane transporter binding; small GTPase binding. Gene Ontology annotation, biological process: regulation of synaptic plasticity; regulation of membrane potential; calcium ion-regulated exocytosis of neurotransmitter.